Molecule: messenger RNA, 1185 nt
Organism: Camellia sinensis
Lineage: Eukaryota; Viridiplantae; Streptophyta; Magnoliopsida; Ericales; Theaceae
Source: RefSeq, a predicted model, not a curated record
AUGGCUUCUAGGCUAGCUUCGGUGCAAGAACCUCCUCCUGUAGCAGUCCCAAACCCAGUGCCUAACUUGUUCCCUAAGGUUCGGGCUCCGAUCCAAGUGCCUUUGGUGGUACCUCAGGCAAACGGAACAGCCGUUGGUUUAGUUACUCAGGAGCAGAUUGGACCAUUCCAGCCCACUCACUUUGUUACUCUAGCCAACAUACAAGCUAUGCUCAAGCAAGAGCGCAACAAGAAACAACUUCCAUCUCUUCCAGACCCAGAUGUGAAGCCUCCAUACUCUCAGGAGAUAUUGACCAUGCCAUACCCAACUGGGUAUACAGUGCCCAAAUUCAUUAAGUUUGAUGGAAAACAAGGCAAUACCAGAGAACAUGUGGUGAGGUUCAUUGAAACUCUUGGCGCCCAUGGCAGUGACCACUCUCUGCGCCUUCAGGAGUUCUUCAAAUCACUUACUGAAAAGGCUUACAUUUGGUAUGUGAACUUGGCUCCCAACUCAAUCAAGAGUUGGAAGGAGAUGGUGAACAAGCUCCACACGAAGUUCUUCCAAGUCCAAGAGAAAGUUACAACCCUCACACUUGGGCGAGUUGUCCAAAAAGAAGGCGAAGAUAUACUGGACUAUGUUAAGCAGUUCCAAGACAAGGCUAUUGACUGUUAUGAGCCGGUGGAUAAGGCUCACUUAGUCAGCAUAUGUGUAGAGGGUGCCAUACGCGACUACAAAAGUUUUUUAGGGAACCAUAAUCUGCCUACAUUUUCAGCCUUGAUUGAGGCAACUAGAAACCUCAGAACCACUUGUCCUUUAUACAAAUCUCGUGACAGCCACCGCUACUCUCGCAGUAGUAGAGUUGCUGCGGUUAAAGAAUGGGUCGCUGAUGGUGAACUUACUUUGCCUCCGGUUGAUGUUACUCCAACCAAGAAGGACAAAGAAAGCCCAAAUUAUUGUGUCUAUCACAGAACCACCAGACACCCUACUAGGGACUGUUGGACGUUGAAAAGCAUUUUCAAGAAGAAAGUUGAUGCAAAUGAGCUGAAGUUCAAAGAUGCCAAUAAUCGUGACGUAAGGAAGGAUCCAUAUCCUAAUCAUAAGGAGAAAGUGAAGAAUGUACACAUGAUUGGCUAUCUUAGGCCUGUGCACGAUCAAGUGCACAUGGCAUCCUACUAUGAUGAGUUAGAAGAAUUUGCCAACAGCUAG